Messenger RNA from Aphanomyces astaci, 963 nucleotides. RefSeq lists its product as hypothetical. The coding region runs from base 24 to 920 and encodes 298 amino acids. The record is from RefSeq and is a predicted model, not a curated record. NCBI's taxonomy places the organism in Eukaryota, Oomycota, Saprolegniomycetes, Saprolegniales, Verrucalvaceae. Gene Ontology annotation, cellular component: plasma membrane. Gene Ontology annotation, biological process: glycerol transmembrane transport; water transport. The transcript has a single exon. Gene Ontology annotation, molecular function: glycerol channel activity; water channel activity.
GCCUCUCUCACAUACAAAUCAACAUGAUCAACGACUACAAACCCAUGACGAACCUCUCCAUUGUCGUCAGCGACAACUCGAGCCCUCGGGAAAUCUACCCGUGGUGGCGCAUCCGUAGUCACUAUGUCCGCGAAUGUCUCGCGGAAGUCGCCGGCACGUUCAUCAUGAUGGUGUUUAUCAACGGAGUGGUGGCCCAAGUCGUGUUGGGCGAAGGCAAAAACGGAGACUACACGCACAUCUCGAUCGGGUGUGGGCUCGCGGUCAUGCUGGGCAUCCACGCCGCGGGGGGGGUCAGCGGGGCGCACUUGAAUCCUGCGAUUUCCAUCGCAUUGGCCGUGUACAAUCGGUUUCCGUGGAAGAAGGUGCCAAUGUACGCACUGAGUCAGUUCGUGGGGGCGUUCAUUGCGGCACUGUUUGUGUUUAUCGUGUACUAUCCCGCUUUGAAUGCUAUGGACCCGGACCGCACUGUAAGCAAAACCGCCGGCAUCUUCGCCACGUACCCCAUGUCCUGGGAGCACCAAGGCAGCGCGUUCGUGUGUGAAAUGCUGGCCACGGCGCUGCUGGUGUUUACCAUCUUCAGCGUGGACGACCCGACCAAUAUGCCGACCAACCCGAUCAUGAAGCCCCUCACCGUGGGGCUGAUUGUGGUAAUGAUUGGCAUGAGUUUUGGCAUGCCCACUGGAUACGCCAUGAACCCGGCCCGCGACUUGGGCCCCCGAACGUUCACUGCACUCGCCGGAUGGGGCUCGGGGGUGUUUACGGCCGCAAACCAUUACUUUUGGAUCCCCAUCGUCGCCCCCAUCGUCGGCGCCAUCUUGGGCGGCGGCGCGUACAUCGUUGUGAUUUCCAACCACCACGACGAAGACGACGACUUGCGCGCUAGCUUUGUGCCCGACCUGCACGCGUCUCUGCUCGCGUAAAUGUAUGUACUCGUCGUACUCUUUGUAAACUAAUCAAUUCUAG